Molecule: messenger RNA, 3511 nt
Organism: Lytechinus pictus (painted urchin)
Lineage: Eukaryota; Metazoa; Echinodermata; Echinoidea; Temnopleuroida; Toxopneustidae
Product: solute carrier organic anion transporter family member 2A1-like
Exons: 3
Coding region: 814-1479 (221 amino acids)
Biological process (GO): transmembrane transport; sodium-independent organic anion transport
Cellular component (GO): plasma membrane
Source: RefSeq, a predicted model, not a curated record
UACAAACCGUUAAGACGACAGUUGUCACUCUCAGCACUGUGAGAAUGGACGUUGCACUUUUGUAAAAUUAAGUCACUCUGAAACAGUGCAAAUGAUUUUGACAAGAAAGGCAAGACGUAUAGGCCUAUAUAGAUUAGGCUUUUCUCAAGUCGGACAACACUUUGUGAUUUUGUUUACAAAUCUAUCAUCUUUCCAAGGUAAACUUUUGCAGGCUGUAUGAGCAAAGCGCACUUGAAAGCUUUCACAUUAUUCUCAACUAUUGACACACAUUCGGCGUUCUUUUGUUGGAAGAAGACAUGGCAAACAACCGGAGGAUCACUCUGCCCGUUACUGGAAGUCUUAAUACCAUUCACUCAAGCAAGAACUUCGUAGCUAAAUCUUUCUCUUGUUUUUGAAUAAUGAAUUGUGCGAAAGUUGAGACAGACUAUUGUGAGUUACUAAAAAGACACUUGCAAAUUCUAUGAAGACGUUCCUUUUUUUUCAAGAGAGAUUAAUCCAUACAUCGUGCAACGAAAGGGAUUAGUGCAGAUUUAGAAGUUGUGCCUAUAUAUGAUCUCUUAUUUUGUUCAGGGUGGAAUUUAGAACUUGGAUCAAGCACCUCUCCUGGAAUACACCCGAGGACUGUUUUCGGGAUGAUUAUUACCUUUCGAAAAUCUCAAAUUUAUUGAAAUGGUGUAAUGAGUCCGUAAAAAACGGUCGUUACGAAGGAGUGCACAAAGUGAGUUAGAUCAUCAGUAGCACAGGGAUUCUCCGUUUUUAAACGUGACUAUUAUUUUGUUUAAGAUGGCGUUGGAUGAUAAAAGAUAGCGGUCUAUGCAGGAAAUAGAUGAGUACACCCUUUCUCUAGAGAAGGGUCGAGGACAUACUCCACAAGGAUCACCUGUUAGAUUAAAAAGUGACGGAACAGAUAAAAGUGAAAACGAUGAAAUUGAGAUACAACAUCACCCAUUCUUCAAUCCCUGGGUCUACGUGACCAUGACAUGCAUUGCUAAUGUAAUGUAUAUCUCAUCCAUUGGUGGGUAUGUGAGCGCAUCUCUCAGUACAAUUGAGCAACGAUUUCAACUAAAGAGUUCCGAGUCUGGGGCGAUUACCAUCAUCAACGAUGUCGCCGGCAUGCUUUCGAUCCUCUUCGUCACGCACUUUGGUCAUUCACGGCAUCGCCCGAGGAUCGUUGGUACGGCGUUCGCUCUGUCAGGUCUCGGAACCAUUCUGUGUGCUUUACCUCAUUUCUGCUACAACCCACCGGUUGCCAUGAUGCAGAAGAUGUCUGGUUCAUGGGGUUCGAAUGAAACCACUUCACACGGGGGUGAUGGAUUGGCUUACCAGGAUAUGUGCAGUCCGGGAGAUCCUUCUCAACCCUCACAACCACGUAAGACAAUAGUGACUUCAUAUAAAUUUUUGUCUCGCCUGCAAGAUUAUAGGCGCCGCUUUUCCAACGGCGGUGGCGGCGUGAACAUUGAAAUCUUAACCGAAGGUUAAGUUUUUGAAAUGACAUCAUAACUUAGUAAGUUUUUCUGGGGGGGGGGGGAAGGGUAGAUAUUUUUAGGACGGGUUGUUUUGUCCUUCACCAAACUGUAUAUUUUUUUAUUUUUUAUUACUUUGUAUUUAUUUUGUGAGUAUUUCCCUCUCAUUUAUUCAUUCUUUUCUCAUUUGAUUAUCUGUAUUUAUACUUUGUUAUUUUGUUAUUUGUUGUGUUAUCUAUUUCUUGAGGGGCCCACAUUGUACAAGCAUUGCUUUUUAGUGGGUCCCUCCAUUUCCAUCUUAAUUUAAUUUCUAUUGAAAAAUAGUAUAUAUAUUUAAAACCUACAAUGUGUUGCCCAAAUCGUCUAAGUGUUUUUUUUUUUCACUACAUAUGUAUAAUUAAUUUUGUUUGCAACGGAUACAAAUAUUUAUGUUUUAUAUAUGGUAUACAAUUUGUUUUUGUUUGAUGGAAGUGAAAUAAAUGAAUUUGAAUUGAAUUUGAAUUUAAGUAUAUAGACCUAGUUCGUGAAACUUGGACAUAAAAGUAAUCAAGUAUUACUGAACAUCCCAUGCUAGUUUCAAGUAACAUGACCAAGGUCAAAUGUCAAUUAAGGUCAAUGACUUUUGGCCAUGUUAGGGGUAAUUGUUGAAUUGCCAUAACUUUUAAAGUAUAUGGAUAUAUAGUUUAUGAAAUAUGGACAUAGGGAUAAUCAAGAAUCACUGACAUGUCUUAGGUCACAUGAUCAAGGUCAUAUGUCAUUUAGCGUAAAUGAACGUGUAUCAUCAUAUGAAUGGUUACUGUUUAUCGUGAAUGAUUAUUUUAUAGUAGUUUUUUAAAGUGAGCACUGCUGCUAUACUGAAUCGCGUAAUGCAGGCGAGACUACCAGAGGCGCUCCAUGCAUUUGUUAAACAUGUUUCCCCAGGUGCAACCUCAAGGAAUUUUAAUAUUAGAUGUGGGAUUAAAAAUUCUAAAAUAAAAAUAUAACAACUUAACUCUCUUCUUCCUUAUUUUUUUUUUUUUUUGGGGGGGGGGCCUAUUUUUAUAUUUCUUGUGGUUUACGGAUUGCUGUAAGUUGUUAUUCCAUUAUUGUACUUUUAUAAUUUAGUUACCUGUCUGCAAAAGAUUUCUUAUCUUUGUUUUGCAUAAUACAUCUUCGUCGAAUAACUGUUUCCCAAUAACAUUUUUUUAUUUUACCACUUACCAUUAUCUCACUAUCGUGAUCUUCAAAAUGAUUUUCAGGGAAGUUUGUAUAUAAAUCAAUUUGCAUUCUUGCAUGAGACGACUGUGAAAAUUUUACAAAGAAGAAAACAAAAUCUAAAUAACACUAUAUUUUUACAUUCUUACUGAAUAAUCCUACCAUUUAUAACUUUGAAAUAUUUUAACGAAAAUGGUAGCAUCUCGCAUAUUAUUAUAAUAAUGAUAGGCCUAAUAGUAAUAAUAAACGAUAUGAUAUAUCAUUCUACUCUGCAGAGCGCCCAAGUCGCAUUGAAUCAAAGAAUAGAGAGAUAAGUGAAAUUUAAAAGGAAGGGGCGCAAUGAUAAUUAAGGAAUAUGAAGCAUUAAAUAUAGGCGUGUCUUGAAGUUGAGUGUUAGAAGAGAAAGAAUAAAUGUCUCAAAUAUUUUUUUCGGUUUAUAAAAAUGAUUAUCACCCCUGACUGCACGGAUACUAAUUAAAAUAUUUGUAAUAAUGUAUUUUUCUAGCAGGUGAUAACAUCUUGUAACAAUUUGAAAUCUUGUUUACAUAUUCUUCACAUGGUCCAUGGUUCAAUAAGGUGCAUAUGAUUAUAGAACCUUAAAUUAAUAUUUAAAACAAAUCCAUGUACUUAUGUAGUGCACUGUGUGACUCAAUAGAAAUGAGAACAAUGCGAUCUCAACAUUAUGUCCACCUCAGUUAAAAAAUUCCCGCCAUUCUAUAUAGAAACGCUAAACAUAGCUUAUUCAGCACUCAUAUGAGUUUACUGUUGUCAUUAUAGAUAUAGUCAGAUGGCAAUAGAACACUUACACAUAGGCUUCCCAAAUAUAUGAAAAUAUUUAUUGAAAGACUUGGCAC